AUGAUGAUGCAGCAAAGACAUGCCUUCAAUGUUUUGUAUGUAUUCCUGAUUGUUGGUGUAUGCUCAAUACAUGGUGUUGAGUCCAAAAAGGAGAAAAAGACAAAAGAUCCGACACUUGCGCCAUCUUUUGCUCCAUCCACAUCUUAUCCGUCGGGGUUGCCAUCUUCACCGCCUACACUGUGGCCGUCUACCGAGCCAACCAAGCGUCCGACAUUAGGACCAACCUCGUCGCCAACUAAGCUGCCAUCAGGGCUACCAACAGAACAGCCAACAGAACUACCAACAAGUAAGCCAACAACUAGGAAGCCAACAUCCAAGCCAACAGAAUCACCGAUAUCAGUACGGACAGAACUCCCCACUUUGGCACCAACGUGGGACUCAUCACAAUUUCCUUCCAGCGGAAUCCCAACGGUACAACCUACUGCUGAAACAACUAACACUCCGAGUCCCACAAGUCACCUUUCAGAACCGUCUAACGGUCUGAACAUUCCUGUACCAAGAAUACAAAUGGCAUUGAUUUUGAGCGCAGACGACAUGACAGAUGUUGCUUCCGAUAGCCUCCAAAAUCACAUAUCAAGCUUCAUCACUGUCUUGUUGGAAACGAAGACUGGGAUUGAAGCAGUUGAUAUGGUCUCUCUAGAACUUGAUGUUGUUCCCUCGACAUUCAUGCGGCAGAAGAUCGAAUCCGGUUUCAGCAUAAAGAUUGAAGGCAUGAUGCAAAAUACGCGUGGUAUGGCAACGAAAGAAAGUGUACGAGAGAAAGUUGUAGAAUACUUUUCAGCAAGUGGAGUCGAUGAUCUGGAGACAUUCCUCCAUGGAAAGUCGAUUGCGUCGGCAAGUGUCGGGGAGCUUUAUGUUGAUGGUAUUGUUGCUUUCCUAUACAAGGAAGAUGGUGAGACUGCAACAGCUGCAAGAACUCGAGACAACAAUGAUGAUGUGCCUUUUACACGAACCGGAUUGUUUGCCAUUCUCGUGGGAGCAGUCAAUGUAUUAUUCGUCACUUGUUCCAUUUACUUUUAUCGCCAAAACUAUGGCACUGGGUCCUCUGUCAAGUACCGAAGUAUCCUUCCAAAGCUCCGACAGAACACUUCCACAACAAGUCCAACCGAGCAGCACCACACUGAUAGCGAAAGCCAAAAUUCAAGAGACAUAUCAGUCCACUUGUCCAUGCAUGAGUUGGAGCCCAGCACUUUCCAUCGAGUGGACUCGUAUCAGGAAUAUGAUCCAACGAGACUUGACCGAAUUAUCUCGGAUGCCAAGUGCCAAGGCAAAAAGAAACGUGGUAGUAAUGCUUUUUCAAAAAAGCGGUAG
Messenger RNA from Cylindrotheca closterium, 1311 nucleotides. The record is from the annotation of a GenBank genome assembly. NCBI's taxonomy places the organism in Eukaryota, Bacillariophyta, Bacillariophyceae, Bacillariales, Bacillariaceae.